Messenger RNA from Psammomys obesus (fat sand rat), 2180 nucleotides. It is a transcript of the gene Rhou, whose product is annotated as ras homolog family member U. Gene Ontology annotation, biological process: small GTPase-mediated signal transduction. Lineage: Eukaryota; Metazoa; Chordata; Mammalia; Rodentia; Muridae. Gene Ontology annotation, molecular function: GTPase activity; GTP binding. The record is from RefSeq and is a predicted model, not a curated record.
CCGUGGUGUCAGUGGACGGACGGCCUGUGAGACUCCAGCUCUGUGACACGGCAGGACAGGACGAGUUUGACAAGCUGCGGCCCCUCUGCUACACCAACUCGGACAUCUUCCUGCUGUGCUUCAGCGUGGUCAGCCCCACCUCCUUCCAGAACGUCAGUGAGAAGUGGGUCCCCGAGAUUCGCUGUCACUGCCCGAAGGCCCCCAUCAUCCUGGUCGGGACACAGUCGGACCUGAGAGAAGACGUCAAAGUGCUCAUCGAACUGGACAAGUGCAAAGAGAAGCCGGUGCCCGAGGAGGCGGCCAGGCUGUGCGCAGAGGAGAUCAAAGCCGCCUCCUACAUCGAAUGCUCAGCUUUGACACAGAAGAACCUCAAGGAGGUGUUUGAUGCCGCCAUCGUCGCUGGCAUCCGGCACUCGGACUCCCAGCAACAGCCAAAGAAGUCUAAGAGCAGGACCCCAGAGAAGGUGCGGGACCUGUCCAAGUCCUGGUGGAGAAAGUACUGCUGCCUGGCCUGACCCUCGCAGAUAGCUCAGGCUGCGACAGCUCUCCGGGAUGGUUGGACACAGCCUCCAAGCACCUGCAUCUGCCCUCAGCGUCCCUGUGAGCUUAGGGUUGAGAUUCAUAUGCAAAAUACAUUAAAGAAUUUUGGGAGUUAAGAUUGGUUUUCCUCCUAACUCUGGGAACUCAGAGCUUUAGAACUCCAGGUUAAUUUAUAUUUCACAUGGAAAGGGCUCUUCUAAGCCGGGCGUCGGCAUGAAGUCCUGCUGCAUUGUACAGGACACAGGAGGGCAUGACCUUCUCCUGAUCAAGGGCUACUGAGUGUUCAGUGCACGGCACAGCAGACUCCGUGACAAUUAAGCUCCAGCUCGGAAACCACACAAACCAUACCUGUUUUUGUAAGAGAAAAAAAAUGAAAACAAAAUCUGAAAAAAGCGACAGGCUUCUGUCUACAAAACCUCAUACCUGUCCCUUUUGUCACUCAGACUCACUUGCUUAAGGUCCUAAAACAACCAACACAUCCCACUGGCCACUGGCCUUGUGUUGACGGAAAAGAAUACUUGCCUUGUUUCGUUCUGUUUUGUUUUAAUCACGUGACCAGUUGUGUUGCUGUGCAAGUGCCGGGUACAGACCUGCCGAGUUCUUCAGGGAGGGACUCCUGCUGAGAUCAGAUCACGCUCUUGGCUUUCAGGACUGGCCUGGGCAUUGGGCGGUCUGUGUCCUGUGACGGAAGCAAGAGGAAGUUCUUGUCCAGGGGCUGUAAGCUGCCAUGCUCACAGCACCUGGAGAUGCCAUAGUUGAUGACUGUGUAAUGGACACACACACACACACACACACACACACACACACACACAACGGCUGGUUUGCUAAUGGAACUCUGAGACACACGAAAGCAUGCUUGCAGGUUUCAGCAGGUAUCUUCCUCUUCCUGACGUUUCUUUGAGCAGACAUCAUUUUGUAGAAUCUUAAUGUACACAUUUUUGAGACCACCUUAAAAGACGGGAUGAACGUACUUUUGAACCCUAGUGCCUUCAGGGUCCUGUGACCAGGGAGGCACUGGAAGGGACCAGGCAUCUUACCCAUCAGCAUCUUCUUGCUGGGGCCAUGCCUGUGGCCCUUGUCCUUUAAGGUGAGGGCCUUCCGACUGCUCUGAAACAGCCCUGUGUCAGGAAAGCUCACAGCAUUGUAGCUAUUUCCAGGAUGCCAUAGGGGCCAGACAACGAAUCACAGCUCUAGUUUGCUGUGGGCAAGGCACCUCUCUGUGGCUACCUGGUAACAAAAUUUUAUUAUCUAUGAAUUUUUUCUUAAUAUUUAAAAAAAAAAACAACCUUAUGUUUUUCUAUAGAAAAAAAAAAAAAAAACAGAAGUAAAAGAUCAGGCUGUGCUUCAGGUCAAAGGCUUUUUUUUCCUGCUGGUAAACAGGACUGGAGACUUUCUUUAACAAAAUGAAAAGGCUAAUUGCUGAACCACCAGAAUACAUGGCCUGUGAAUGGUAUUAGCCGUUUGUUCCUGAGGUGUUUCAUUGUGCCUCUGGUGGCAACACUGUUUCACUUGCAGACUGAGCUUACCCCACUGCUCAGCUUUCUAGAAAGCCAGCCUCCAGCUGACAGUGUGUACAGAGUGGUUGGAGAAGGGUGAGUUAUUUAAUUUUAAGUGUUUUAAUAAAGCCAAGGAGAUGAGCA